CAAUUUUAUUCAUUAUGUAGAAGCUUCUUACACUUUCCACAUCGCUUUUAGAGACAAAUUUAUAGAAAAAUAAUUUUUAUUUUUUUCAAGUUUUGUUGUCAUUUUCAAUUACAUUACAUAACAUAUCGCGAUGAGCAAAAGUUUCUCCAAAAUUUCUAUUGGUUCCACACAUUCCAGUGCGGAAGGCACUCAAGUCGAAGUAGAGCAGAUAUUUCCCAAGAAGCUGGCUGAAUUCAAAGUAGGUCCCAUAUACGAUGAUAUGGGAUUUACGCUUAACGAGAGAUUAGCAUUAAGGCAGGCUUGGAGAGUCAUUAAGCCUUUUGAGCGACGCUAUGGAAAAGAGAUAUACUUCGCUUUUUUAAUGGAACACUACAAGUCAUUUGAAAAUUUUCGACGGUCGGGACGACUUGACCUGCACAGUUUGCAUAGUCAUUCGUUGUCCUUUAUGCGCUUCAUAAGUGCGGUUAUUGAGCAGAAAGAUCCUGUUGCGUUCCAUGCAAUGCUAAGUGACAUGUACUCACUGCACUGUCGGGCUAAUGUCAAUCCCGACUAUAUGGAGAUCAUUGUAAAAGCUCUAAUUAGUUACAUUCUCGAUAAGCUUAAAGAUGUUUGCUCAGCUUCUUUGGAGAGUGGCUUUCAGAGGCUUUUCGACAAGUUCCAUGCCUUCUAUGACGAGGAAACGAAUAAAGGAUUAAGUUUUGUAUUUAGGCGAAGCGAAAGCCAGGAAAAUUAUCGGGAAAGCGCCGAUACCGCUAAAUCUCAGUGAAAGUUUAAUUGGUUUGGAUCUAACAUCGCAUUUUAUCUGCGAUCAAUGCGUUUAAUCAAUCUGAAACUCAUUCAAGGCUUUAUCCAUAUCUAAAUCUUCGCCCUUCUCUCCUACCCACCCCUUCACAUUCAGCUUACUAAUCAUCAAUGUCAAUGCAAAUCGUUCAGUCGAAAGCUGGCGUCGCGUCGCUGCUUUUGCUUCUGUUUCAGCUGCCGUUGCUGCGAUAAACAUAUCAAUUGACGACGCGACGCGACGUCUCAGUCGCAGUCGCAGUCGACGCUGCGUCGGUCUCGACGUUUAGUUUUGCUGUUAAACGCGUUUCCUUACAGAAGUUCAGUUUUGCUCGUACGCUCAGUGCGCCCAUCCACACGUUUCGACACUUUAAAUUAAAUAUUGGCAUUAAACUAGAACUAAAUAGAUUAGUAAAUAUUUGUCAAGAUUUGUACAACGCACUAUUCCCACGCAAAUACAAAAAGUCAUCACAAAAUCAAAUGAUUUAAAGACAACGUAGUUUUUGUGAAAAUUAUAAAUAUUCAGCAACCAAUUAAUCCAACAAUGGUUGUCGCUGAAGAUAUUAAAAAGACUGUCAGCCAAGAAGAUACCGAUGUGACGUCACACAAUCCAAUGCUCUACGAUCCACUGCAGGAUGGCGUCAUUAAAACCUCAAAGACUCGUCAAUACCUGGCUGCCCUAAUAAUUUGUCUGGGCGCUGUUUCAGCAGGCACGGCAUUGGCCUGGACAAGUCCGGUGUUGCCACAGAUCAGUGUCAAUGUCAAUGCCACAACUGCGGUAAACGCAACUCACUUGACUGGAAAUGCAACCACCACGAACAAUGUGUCCAACUUUACCAAUACAACGACUCCAAUCACAACGCCUCUGCCACCCAAUGGACAACUUCAAUUAAGUGUGGCUCAACAGAGCUGGAUAAGUUCCCUGCUGGCCAUUGGCGCCUUUAUGGGCGCCCUGCCCACGGGUUAUAUUGCAGACGCAAUUGGCAGACGCUAUACGGCCUUGGCAAUGGAUGUGCCUUUUAUUUUGGCCUGGCUAUCGAUCAGCUUUGCCAAAUCUGCCGGUUGGCUGUACUUUGGUCGCUUCCUCAUUGGCAUCUCUACGGGCAGCUUUUGUGUGGUAGCUCCCAUGUACAUCUCAGAGAUUGCCGAGACGAGCAUUCGAGGAACUCUGGGAACACUGUUCCAGUUGCUGCUUACUAUGGGUAUACUCUUUGUCUACAUCGUUGGAUCUAUGGUGUCUUGGACCACGCUCAGCAUGAUGUGCCUCGUGGUGCCCAUUCUUCUCUUUGUGGGCAUGUUAAUGCUGCCGGAAACACCUGUCUAUCUGCUGAAGAAGGGUCGCCGGGCAGAUGCGGCAUUGUCUCUCAAGUGGCUGUGGGGAAGAUAUUGCGAUUCUCGUAGUGCCAUACAGGUUAUACAAAAUGAUCUGGAUCAGGCUAAUGCGGAUGCCUCGCUUCUGGAUCUGUUCAGCAAUCGUGGUGCUCGAAAUGGUCUCAUCAUAUCCAUGAUGUUGAUGUUCUUCCAGCAGUUCUCUGGCAUUAAUGCGGUCAUCUUCUACACGGAGUCCAUCUUCGAGUCAGCCGGCAGCAGUCUGAGUGCGUCCAUUAGCUCCAUCAUUGUGGGCGUGGUUCAGGUGAUCAUGACCCUAACGGCAUCGCUGCUGAUCGAUCGUGCUGGCCGCAAGAUUCUACUUCUCUUCAGCAGCACUGUGAUGACCAUCUGUCUGGCCAUCCUCGGUGCCUACUUCGACAUGAAGGAGAGCGGCAAGGAUGUGACUAGCAUCGGCUGGUUGCCCCUUCUCUGCAUGGUGCUAUUCAUCAUUACCUUCUCGGUGGGAUAUGGUCCCAUACCCUGGCUAAUGAUGGGCGAACUCUUCAUGCCCGAUGUCAAGGCCACCGCGGUGGCACUUACUGUCAUGGUCAAUUGGCUGUGUGUGUUUGUGGUAACCAAAUGCUUUGGCGUCAUGAUCCACGACUGGGGAUCAGACAUGACCUUCUGGUUCUUUGCCUGUUGCAUGGCACUUGCCACAGUCUAUGUGGCAGUUGCACUUGUUGAAACCAAGGGCAAGUCAUCCAGCCAGAUACAAACGUGGCUCAGUGGACGUUAACUGUAGAAUACAUAACUAGAUAGUCAUUCAAACGCCAAAUAUUACGCAUACGCCGCAUGUCACGCAAAAUGUACAACAUUUAACAUUAUUGUUUUAUUAGUGUAGUUCAAUUAGUUUAUAAGUUGUUGAAAGCUCUCACUAUUGAAUUUCUUAGCUACUUUUUAUCGUCUUAUUAUGUAUGUAUAUUUGUAUCUGUAACCUUAGCUGUAUCUAUAUUUGUAUUCGUUAAGUGUGCGGUUGUAAAGACAUGUCCAUAAAUUGAUCUUUAUAUGUAUGUAUAUAUAAAUGCGAGUAUACAUUUAUAUUC
This is a messenger RNA of Drosophila innubila, 3191 nucleotides long. Its product is annotated as facilitated trehalose transporter Tret1-2 homolog. Gene Ontology annotation, biological process: carbohydrate transport; transmembrane transport. The transcript is spliced from 8 exons. Gene Ontology annotation, molecular function: sugar transmembrane transporter activity. Bases 1322 to 2884 code for a protein of 520 amino acids. Lineage: Eukaryota; Metazoa; Arthropoda; Insecta; Diptera; Drosophilidae. The record is from RefSeq and is a predicted model, not a curated record. Gene Ontology annotation, cellular component: membrane.